Molecule: messenger RNA, 867 nt
Organism: Pyricularia grisea
Lineage: Eukaryota; Fungi; Ascomycota; Sordariomycetes; Magnaporthales; Pyriculariaceae
Exons: 1
Coding region: 1-867 (288 amino acids)
Cellular component (GO): nucleolus
Molecular function (GO): rRNA (adenine) methyltransferase activity
Source: RefSeq, a predicted model, not a curated record
AUGGGUGUCAAAUGCAAGCGUGUUGGCAAAAGCCUUGCUGCCAGCAGGCCUCCAAACUUUCAUCAGAAGCCCAAAUCGAUCAAGCGGAAAGCUACAAAGGCGUUGAUCAACAAUCUUCAUCUUCUGGAAAAACGGCUAUUACAGGCUACCCGUAAGGGGGAUGAAGCAGCCAAGGCCUCUAUCCAGAAAGAGAUUGCAGACAUGGGUGGUCUCGAGAGGUAUCAGCAGGCAAGCCUCCAAGGCCAACGAAAGGACCGGGGAGGUGACAGCUCCAGGGUAUUGAUGGACUGGAUACAGGAAUAUCCGCUGCCUGAGGGCGACAACAAACAUGCGCGUCUUCAUCUCCUCGAGGUCGGCGCGCUCAGCACAGAGAAUGCAUGUUCAAGAAGCGACCGGUUCGACAUUGAGAGGAUCGAUCUCAACAGCCAAGCAGAAGGCAUUAAGCAACAAGACUUCAUGCAGCGGCCUCUGCCCAGGGAUGACUCGGAGCGCUUUGACAUUAUCAGUCUCUCCCUGGUGCUGAAUUUUGUGCCCGAUCCGAGGCUCCGUGGCGACAUGCUCCUCCGAACGUUGGAUUUCCUUCGACUGCCAAAUAACUCACCAGUGCCCUUCACGCCAAGUCUAUUCCUAGUCUUACCGGCACCAUGCGUUACCAACUCUCGUUACAUGGAUGAGUCGGUGUUGGAGCGGAUCAUGGCGUCGUUGGGCUUCAAGUUGAUCCACUCCAAGCCAACUCAACGACUUGUGUACUACCUCUGGAUGCGAGAAUCAAAGCUGCCCGCAAAACGGCAGGCUUUUGCAAAGAAAGAGGUGCGGUCAGGAUCAACACGCAACAACUUCGCCAUAGUCCUUGCCGCCCAGGGAUGA